AUGGAGUAUUCCAGACUACCCCUACUCCCAAUCCCAGCAUCUAUUCGCCGUCAGCUGCCUCGGCUGUACUCGUCUCAUAGGGCUGAGCCUGAUACUGAAGGCGUGUCCAGCGGGGCUCUGCGUCCCGGGCUGGCCUCAUCGUCCGAACCAUAUCUACCCUGCCAUGGCCAGUUCGCUGAAAUCGCCGCCACAGAGGCCCAACGGCCGUCAACCGCAAGUGGUGAUCUAGACUCGUUUGACUCUGGAUCUGGAUCGCCUGGAUCGGACAGUCCUCGAACGGAGGAGGCUGGCCUCCCUGCGAAAUACGAGUCCGAGUCUGGCCUGCGGUGGAACCGAGUUGUACCAGCGUUCAAUCUUCUUCGAAGUGCCGGUUAUGAAGCGCAGCAACCACAGGCAGACGGCCGGCUUGCUCGGUCCCUUUACAUGAAUGCGUUGGUUUAUCUGCUCGACGCGCUCCCUGCAGACUUGAGCACUGAAGAGACAACCAUGAUACAACAUCGGCUGCCAGAACCAGUCAAGAUGUCCAUAGCGACCACGCCACUGUCACAGCUUGCUCGUCGAGAAGGACAAGUAGAGAUGAGACGAUACUCGCCGCCAUCGAGAUCGUAUUUGCAUAGACUUCUUGCCUCGACCAUCGUACAAAUAUUCCUGUUGAUCCGGUUUGUCUUGCCUUAUUUCAAGUUAUUUCUCCGUCAGGUCUAUGAAUACGAGCGGUCUCAUCGCAUCACGGAGCGUAUUGUGACUACCACUCUGGAUGCCGCAGAUGGUCUUGGAAAAAGUGGCGUCAACAUUGGGUCGGCAGUUUGUAAACUCAACGAGGGGCGAGUCGGAGCUGCGGUAGGGAAUUUGGCGGCGUGGUGGAUUGAAGGAAUCGCAGGUGGCGUGUAUGAGGGCGUUGGCGAAGGAAUGGUUCAUCUGGGUUUGUUAAAACAAGGCAUAGAUCUGGAUAGACUGGCACUGCAAGUAGAUAGGCGUUGA
Messenger RNA from Penicillium argentinense, 978 nucleotides. RefSeq lists its product as uncharacterized. The transcript is spliced from 2 exons. Lineage: Eukaryota; Fungi; Ascomycota; Eurotiomycetes; Eurotiales; Aspergillaceae. Bases 1 to 978 code for a protein of 325 amino acids. The record is from RefSeq and is a predicted model, not a curated record.